AUGGGUAAACAGGUUGAAGAGGUUAAUGAAACAGAUGCACCGUGUUGCUGUUCACAGCGUUGGAUUUUAGCGUUUACCGGAUUCUUCGGUUUUGUUUUUGUCUAUGCAUUACGUGUGAACUUUAGUGUUGCUAUAGUUUGUAUGGUAAAAUCUUUGAAUUCGUCAUCAUCGAACAACAUCAGUUAUAUCAAUGAAACGUCAUCUACAUGUUCAGGCAAAGCUGCGGAAAGAGAAAUUUUUAAUCAGCAUGCUGAGUUUGAAUGGGAAAAACAAAUCCAAUCGACCCUUCUUGCUUCAUUUUUCUAUGGGUAUAUUGUUACUCAAAUUCCUGGUGGCUAUUUGUCCGACAGAUUUGGUGGACGACGAGUAUUUGGUACCGCUAUGGCAGUAGCAUGCGUGUGUACACUGGUGAUGCCUGCGUGCGCAAGAGUAUCAGUUAUCCUGGUUUACGUUCUCCGAGUUCUGCUUGGAUUAGCAACGGGAGUUUCUUUCCCAGCAAUGCAGUCUAUGUGGGGGCGAUGGGCACCUCCUUUGGAACGUAGCAAACUAGUCACCGUUUCUUAUCUAGGAACCAUGUUUGGUAACGUAGGAACAUUUGCCUCAUCCGGGUACUUAUGUGAAUACGGCUUUGAUAAUGGAUGGGGGUCUAUAUUUUAUAUUACUGGUGGUUUAGCCUGUAUAUGGGUUGUUGCAUGGUUUGUACUUGUUUGCGAUACACCAUCAAACCAUCCCUGGAUCAGUAAAGCAGAACGAGACUAUAUAAAUAAUAGCAUAGAAUAUGACAACACAAAAAGAUCAUCAACAGUCCCAUGGGUUGCAAUAGCGAAGUCACCAGCCGUUAUUGCUUGUAUAACUGCGCAUGUCUGUAAUAACUGGAUAAAUUAUACUCUGCUAACAAGUUUGCCUGCAUUCAUGAAAGCAGUCCUGAAGUUUAACAUCAAAAGUAAUGGAGUGUUAUCUGCUAUACCAUAUGUGUGUCAAGCUGUGUCAGGCUUAGGGGUAGGAUUAAUAGCAGAUCUGAUGCGAUCGAAACAGUUAUUAUCUACUACAGCGACAAGACGAUUAUGGUGCAGCGUAGCGUUUAUCGGAUCAGGCGCCUUUUUGAUUGGUACAGGCUUUGUGUCAUGUGAUCAGCGUAAUAUAGCUGUUGCUUUUCUCUCGAUAGCUGUUAUGUUUACCGGAUUUCAUCAUGUUCAUAGGGCUGGAUACGUCGUUAACCAUGUAGACUUUGGCCCAAAAUAUGCUGGUGUAUUGUUUGGUAUAACUAAUACGUUUGCCACUGUGCCUGGCAUGUUAGCCCCUAUAGUAGCUGGAGCAUUAACACCAAACGAUAGUCCAGAAGAGUGGAGGAACGUGUUUUAUGUAUGUGCAGCUUUCUGUGUAGUUGGAAUGGUGGUAUUUGGAUUUUUCUCAAGUGGCGAGAUUCAGGAAUGGGCGAAGGAUCUCAAAGAGAUUUUAAUUGAAAAGCCAGCACUUGACACAGAUACAAGAUUAUGAUAAUAUGUUUAUUAUCAAAAUAUUUUGAAA
Mytilus trossulus (common blue mussel) is the source of this 1527-nucleotide messenger RNA. RefSeq names its product sialin-like. NCBI's taxonomy places the organism in Eukaryota, Metazoa, Mollusca, Bivalvia, Mytilida, Mytilidae. Gene Ontology annotation, biological process: transmembrane transport; monoatomic anion transport. The transcript is spliced from 11 exons. Gene Ontology annotation, cellular component: membrane. The coding region runs from base 1 to 1497 and encodes 498 amino acids. The record is from RefSeq and is a predicted model, not a curated record. Gene Ontology annotation, molecular function: transmembrane transporter activity.